AUGGAGGAAUUGGUUGGCCCAAUAAUUCAGCACCGGCGCGGACUCCGUCAGGGUAAUCCACUAUCACCAUAUCUGUUUAUCCUCGCCAUUGACACCCUUCAGCAGCUUUUCCAAUUGGCAAUGGAAAAUGGUUCUCUCUCUGCGCUUAGGGGACAGCAUGCUAAGCUCCGCUUGUCGCUGUAUGCUGAUGAUGUUGUGAUCUUCUUGAACCCAGUCAAAGAAGAGAUGGAGACGGUCAUCCAGAUUAUGAGGUCCUUUGGGGACGCAACUGGACUGCGGAUUAACCUGGAGAAAAGCUCGGCGGCUUCCAUCCAGUGUCAAGACAUAGACCUGGACCAGGUCUUAUCUGCUUUUCUUGGGCAGCGUGUUGGUUUCCCGAUCACCUACCUUGGACUACCAAGUGUUCUUGGCAGGCUUCGUCUGGUCCAUAUCCAACCGAUUCUGGACAAAGCCCUGGCGAAGUUGGCUGGCUGGCAGUGCAAACUUCUGAACCCGGAAGGGUGCAGGAUUGGUGCAAUCCAUUUUGACAUCAGCAGUCCAGAGGAAGAUUCCAUAAUUUGGACCAGAACCGCUACAGGCGAGUACUCCGUGGGAUCAGCCUACGAGAUGCAGUUUGAGGGGGGCUUGCUGUAUCGUUUUUGA
This is a messenger RNA of Panicum virgatum (switchgrass), 642 nucleotides long. RefSeq lists its product as uncharacterized. NCBI's taxonomy places the organism in Eukaryota, Viridiplantae, Streptophyta, Magnoliopsida, Poales, Poaceae. The transcript has 2 exons. Bases 1 to 642 code for a protein of 213 amino acids. The record is from RefSeq and is a predicted model, not a curated record.